This is a messenger RNA of Loxodonta africana (African savanna elephant), 3046 nucleotides long. It is a transcript of the gene CDCA4, whose product is annotated as cell division cycle associated 4. Lineage: Eukaryota; Metazoa; Chordata; Mammalia; Proboscidea; Elephantidae. Gene Ontology annotation, molecular function: transcription regulator activity. The transcript has 3 exons. The record is from RefSeq and is a predicted model, not a curated record. Bases 167 to 916 code for a protein of 249 amino acids. Gene Ontology annotation, cellular component: nucleus.
CCCCUCCCCCGGCGGCGGUCUCGGCGGGCAGACCUCGCGGCUGAUCGGGCCGGCGCGGGCCUGGGCACAGAAAGGUCCUCCUUGGGCUACUGGAAGCAGGGCCAACCUGCUGGCCAGUGGGUCCCUGAGUUAGCUCGUGUAAUCCUCCAGCCGCACACCAGGCAAAAUGUUUGGAAGAGGACUAAAGAGAAAGUGUUUUGACAACGAGGAGGAGGCGGAUGGGCCCCCGGCCGGCGUCCGGGCUGUCGCCCCUUAUGACCUGCAGCGGCAGUCGCUCCUGGACAUGUCCCUGGUGAAGCUGCAGCUGUGCCACAUGCUGGUGGAGCCGAACCUCUGCCGCUCAGUCCUCAUCGCCAACACGGUGCGGCAGAUUCAGGAGGAGAUGACCCAGGACGGGGCUUGGCGCAUGGUGGCCCCACAGGGCGCGGGGCUGGCGCCGCUCGACCGCCUCGUCUCCACAGACAUCCUGUGCCGAUCAGCACAGGAGCAGGAGCAUGGGAAGCCUGGUCCUGAGGACAGCACCUUCCCCAAAGGCUUCAAAGAGGACCAGGCUCCAGACCUGACCUGUGAUGCCCCCGCGGUCACGGCAGCACAGGCACCGGAACACCCUCCCAGCAGCGUCUGGGACCUGGACAGCUCCCGAGAAAACAGAGGAAGCUUCCAGAAGUCACUGGAUCAGAUAUUUGAGACCCUGGAAAGUAAAAACCCCAGCUCCGUGGAGGACCUCUUUUCGGAUGUCGACAGCUCCUACUAUGACCUUGACACAGUGCUGACGGGCAUGAUGGGCAGCUCCAGGGCUGGCCCCUGUGACACGCUUGAGGGCUUCACGCCCCUGGCCCCUGCGCCCCCUGGCCCUGGCUGCAAGGCUGACCUGGGCGAGCUCGACCACAUCGUGGAGAUCCUGGUGGAGACCUGAGACAGGACCCGACCGAGUGUGUGAGCCCACCUCCAGAUUGCCCCACAGGUGUGUUUGCACCCCAGAAGCAACACCUGGAGCGCUCGGCUCUGUGAGGGGUCUUCCCAACACCCUGCAGCCGCUCGGUUAGGUUAGGAGAAUGUUCUGGGACAGCUUGUCGUUGGCAGGCUGCAGGCCUCCACCCUGGUCUGGUCCCUUUUCACCCGUAGCAGGGCAGAGGCUGAGCGCAGUGGGCACCAGGCGUCAUCCUCAAGCCUGCUUUAUUUCUGGGCCAUUUGUGGAAUCCCUACUGCCUGGACCCCGCCCCUUCUCUAUCCCAGCUGCAGCCCCUGCAGAGGACAGGAGCCGCUGGCCGCACCCAACCUCAUUAGUUAGAUAGGUGGAUUUUUUAAAAUUAAGUUUUAUAUGUUUUGGGCAAUAUUUUGUCUUAAGAUAUAUUUUUAAACUUUUUAUACUUGUUAUCUGUUUAGAUUUUUCAGCUAUUUUCUUAAAAGUAUAUUUUUCUAUAAUUGUCCUGCUGCUGUAUUAGAAACCCCACAGCCUCAGCAAUGGCAGUUGGCGUACUUCAUUUUUUUAAGGUUUAAAGGUUUUUUACGAGCUCCACACCUCCACUCAGCCAACCAUGUAACAAUAUCACGAUUUUUCUUUGAUGUAUGUGUGCAUCUCCCAUCAUGCCUGUCACAAUCGGUAUUGACUGUGUGUGCUUCCCCAUCAUGCGUGUCACAGUUGUUAUUGACCCAUGUGUGCUUCCCCAUCAUGUGUGUCACAGUCGGUAUUGACUGUGCUUCCCCAUCAUGUGUGUCAGUUGGUAUUGACCAUGUGUGCUUCCCCAUCAUGCGUGUUAGUGUUGACCGUGCUUGCUUCCCCAUCACAUGUGUCACAGCUGGUGUCAACUGUGUGUGCUUCCCCAUCAUGCGUGUCACAGUUGGUAGUGACCUGUGUGUGCUUCCCCAUUAUGCCUGUCACAGUUGGUAUUGACUGUGCUUCCCCAUCAUGUGUGUCACAGUCGGUAUUGACCGUGUGUGCUUCCCCAUCACGUGUGUCACAGCUGGUGUCAACUGCCCUUCCCCAUCAUGCAUGUCACAGUGUCCACCCUGUGUGCUUCCCCGUCACGCGUGUCACAGUCGGAGUCGACCAUGUGUGCGUCCCCAUCACGUGUCACAGUCGGAGUCAAUCGUGUGUGUCUCCAUCACGUGUGUCACAGUCGGAGUCAACCAUGUGUGCUUCCCCAUCACGCAUGUCAGAGUCGACCGUGUGUGUGUCCCCAUCACGUGUGUCACAGUCAGUCUCGACCAUGUGUGCAUCUCCAUCAUACGUGUCACAGUCGGAGUCGACCAUGUGUGCAUCUCCAUCAUACGUGUCACAGUCGGAGUCGACCAUGUGUGCUUCUCCAUCACGCAUGUCACAGGCAGAGUUGACACCUGUGUUCUCCUGAGUGUCCUUGGGAAGCUAUGAAACUUCCUGUAGAUUGUGGAGGGUCUUAUUUGUGCCUAUUUAUAUGUAAUGCCACUGAGAGGACUGUCUGUCAUUGAAGGCAAAAGUGGAAUGUUUGUUUACUUGGGAAUCCUGGCCGCUGGCUGCUGGCUGCUCUUCGAGAUCUCAUUCCUGGAGGGCCCCGUCCUGCCCACGGCUGACCCUGUGCUGAGGGUGCCCCCACCCACCGUCCUGCUCCAUGUGGGGACUGUGCACUCGUAGAGUGUCCUCAGCCGGCCUGGCCACGGAGGACUCAUGCUUGCUGAGUUGACAAGUGCCCAUGCCCCAGGGAGUGAAAAUGCCCAGGUUUACUGCAUCAGACUGGUGCUGGGACCAAACUUAAUAACUAAAGUUAAGCCUGGAAUUGAAGAGGCUCAGAUCCAUGUGUGUGUGGGCCUCUAGUCUAGAGGGCAAAUGGGUGGUGGGGGUGGAUGGACUCACCCUGGACGUGAGCUGGGGUGCACCUUCUGAGUCCCCCUGCCGGUUGACAAGGACUACUCCCCGGUCCACAUAUGGACAUUUCCUGUUUCUCACACGCAUUCUGCCCUGCCCACCCCUUAGCCGAAAAAGCUGUUUUCCUUUGUGCAUAUGGCCGUUCUUUAAUAUCGGUGAUGUAAACGCUUAACGUUAAUUAAAAGUAUUUGACAAACAAAAGAA